AUGGUUCCUUGGAUCGGGGCGCUGCUCGGGGCGCUGCUGGGGCUGCUGCUGUCGCUGCGCGCCGGAGCGGCGGACGCGAAAGCGCGGAGCUGCGGCGAGGUGAGGGAGGCGUACAAAGCCAAAGGAUUCAGCCUGCUCAACAUCCCUUAUCAGGAGAUCGCAG
Podarcis lilfordi (Lilford's wall lizard) is the source of this 163-nucleotide messenger RNA. Lineage: Eukaryota; Metazoa; Chordata; Lepidosauria; Squamata; Lacertidae. The record is from the annotation of a GenBank genome assembly.